Messenger RNA from Neodiprion virginianus, 847 nucleotides. RefSeq lists its product as uncharacterized. NCBI's taxonomy places the organism in Eukaryota, Metazoa, Arthropoda, Insecta, Hymenoptera, Diprionidae. The transcript is spliced from 2 exons. Bases 231 to 824 code for a protein of 197 amino acids. The record is from RefSeq and is a predicted model, not a curated record.
AGAAACACCUGGACAAGGGUAGCGACCUCGCGGAGGCGGCGAACACGAGCGGUCUCCGGGAGUUGGCGCGUUCCCUGAAACAGCAUCUACGUGGUUUCGGUUCGCGUCUAGAGGACACGAGGGAGCGUCUGGAGGACACUUCGCGAUGUUUUCUGCUCCUGGACCGAGCCUACGAAUGGGCACUGGAGGCUACGAGGGUGGUCGGCGAUCGUCGUGCCCAGCAGUUUCUUAUGGCGAGGCCGCCGCUUCCCCAGGAACAUUUCGCCGAGAUGGUUACCCUCGCUGAAAAACUCGGCAACGAAUCACUCCUGGAGCAGUGUCGCGUAGCCAAAAACAGGUGCGCCGAAGCUCUCGAGCUGACGAGGUCUCAAUCAGCUCCCGGAAGUCCUGCCAGGAGAAGAUCCUUCGCCGCUACCGGAUCUGCCGCUUCCUGGGACGACAGCCUGACGAAACGCACUUCCUGGGACGACAGCGACAGCGCUUCCUGUUCCUGUCCCGUUGACGGCGGCGUCGGUUCGGGAUCAGGAAAUGGCGGUCGUCCUGCCCUCGACAACAUCGCCGAGCUUCGCGAAAGCGCCGAACAGCUUCUUGACUCCUCUCCACCACGUUCACCGCCCCGAUCACCGGCGCCUCGACGCCUUGCAAAACCACCCGUCAAUUCGCACCUGCACCGAGCACCCAGUAUUGCGCCUGGAAUGAAAGCUAAGAAGUAUGUUGUGACGCAAAUAUUAAAACAUCUUACGUGUAAACGUUUUUAUAAAGUAAAUUUCUUCAUCGAUUAUUGCUGGAAGCUAUUGUCUCUUCGACAUUUUCUAUCUCCAUGACGCUUUCUAUGAAGUAGAAGAUU